GCUGGUCUGAGUGCUGGUCCUGACCAGCAAGAUCAGCAUUGAAACCAGCUAAUUAGUAAAUAAAUUAGCUGUAUCUUCAACAUCAUGUAAAUAUUUCCAAGAUUUCAUCAUUGUUACAUUGGAUGUCCAACUUUUAGGCCUAUUCUUGCAUAAUAUAUCGGAAACAAUAAUUGAUGCCAUACAGCUUAAAAAUAUAAUUUUGUAAACCACAUUGUUCAUUGUGAAGGUUUAUGAGAUGUACACGCACAUUUAAAGCAGCUGUGUUCAUGUGUACAGUAUAAGGCAAAAGUCCACCUGUGCUCAUCUUUAUAGCCUAUAAAACUGAGAUAAGCCGGCGUCUAUCUCAAAGGUUAGGAUUGAAGUCUGUUUCGCACAUCAGCUCACAAAUGUCUGAUGGGAAUUUGAUUCAGUCGGCGCAAAGGGAUUCCUCUUCAGUAUUCCUUUAUUGAUCAAUCUUUUAAAUAGGGAAAUAUGGAUCUCAGGCCUAAAGGAGCUGCUGUUUUUAUCUUUCUCUUGGUUAUUUUCACAUUCAGCAAAUGUAGUGAAGCGCAAGAUCUUUGUUCGGUGCCGUUGCCGUUCAUUUUCAUUAAGGAAAACAACACUAUUGAUGCCUUGGUCACAACAAUCAAUGCUGCCGAAGGAGUGACGGCUGUGAUCACCGGUCAAAACCCACCAGAUCUCUUCGACAUCAAUGAUGAAUACCAGCUCAUAGCUAAAACCGUGAUGGACUAUGAGAAAUUUGACAAGGACAACCCAUAUCUGGUCAAUAUUGAGUGUACAAAACCUGGUUCUACCUCUACCUCACUGCUUCUGAGGAUCGUUCUCGAAGAUAUAAAUGAUAACCCCCCAUCGUUUAAGGAGAGUUGGUACUCACUGGAGGUCAAAGAGCUAACCAAAGUGGAUACCAGCGUUGGCCUGAUUACAGCAACCGAUCCUGAUGAAAGUGACAGACUUUACUAUCGUCUGGAAUCUCCUGAGGGAGAGUUUGACGUGGAGACCAGUUUUAAUCCCAACAUUCUGGUGAAAAAACUUCUGGAUUAUGACAAAGUUAAACAAGUCACGAUGACUCUAUAUGCACAGGACACACAGAUCGGAUCUUCAGCUGAAGUUUCCCACACUGCCACAGCCACCGUUGUCGUCAACAUCAUAGACAUUGACAAUCGUCCGCCAUGGUUCCAGCCCUGUACAGAAUACAUCUUUGAAACAAGCACAGUCUGCAUAAAUUCUGGCUAUAAUGGAGUUGUCACUUUAAAAGAGCAAGAAACAGAUCCUUUAAAACUGAUGCCCGGUCCAGUUUACGGCAUUGACGGUGACGCAGGCAUUAAGGAGCUCAUUGGUUACACCUUUAUGGGAGGAAAUGAAGACGGGAUAUUUAAUAUCAACACGGACACUGGGAAUAUCACAAUGCUGAAACCAGUAGACGUGGUCGGACCGUUUGUUCUUACAGUUAUGGCAUUUCAGAAGCUGAACCCUGAUCAGUUUGCCACCACUACAGUCAUCCUGAAAGUGGCGCUGACGGCCAGCGAAUUCCCUCCGAAAUUCACCAAGGAAAGCUAUGAAGGCUUCAUUUCAGAGGACGCAGGUGUGGACAGUCUGGUUCUGGAGGGCAAAACGUCCAACAGAGCCCUCCGAGUCCAGGCCACAGAUGAAGACUUUUCUAAUGGAUAUAAUCCCAAUCUCAGAUUUGAGAUUGUAGACGGUACUGACUUCUACAUUACUCCAGAAGGUUUCAUUCUCAUGGCGAAGGCAGUUACGCCUGGCACUGUCAAUUUAGAAAUGAGGGUGAUCGACACAGAGAAUGAUGAAUCAAGCACCGCUUCACUUGUGGUUGAAAUAACGCCAGGGGUUCCCACUACCACUCCAGUUACAACUAUCACGACGACAGAUAACACAGAUAGCACACAGCUCACAGACAUCACCGACACCUCGCACCCAAGUACUCACACAACCACGCAUCCUGGUACUUACACAACUGCGCAUCCUAACACAGGUGGACAGCUGGGUAAAGCAGGUGAUUUUACUUCAGGGGAUAUGGCGGCUGUUGGAGCCACUUUGGCUGUGUUUGUGGUCAUCUGCUUGGUUUGCAUUGGAUUGCUGGCACACCGCAUUAAGGGACAUAACGCAGCCUGGAAGAAGCUUUCGGAGGCCAGCAUUUUCCGUAGCACGCUCGGUGGAGGCUCGGGAGGCCCAAAGGAAGGCAUGCAGUACAUCAACGAGAGCUUCCAGAAUGAUGGCGAUACUCCUGAUAACUCCAGAUUCGCCGCAGACCUGGAGAAUAAACUGGAGCCGGAGCAAAGUGGCACAUCGCAGGAGAAAAUAACCCGCAGCGCUUUCCUCCAGACUAACAGCAAACCUCCCGCCGACUCCAGCAGCCUGGCGGAUUCAGAAAACACCGACGGAGAGAAGGAGGUCAAACCGAUAUUGACCAAAGAGCGGCGCACCGACGAGGGCUACAAGUCAGUGUGGUUCAGGGAAGACAUCGACCCCGACACCAAAGAGGAAGUGGUCAUCAUUCCUGACACCGGAGAAGCGGAUGGAGACCAUGAGGAUGAUGAAGAUGAUGACAGCGAGGAGGAUGAUGAGGAUGACCUGAGGACUGACAUGGAUUUGGAGGAUGACGAUAGACUGACGUCAAUGUAGAGCUGAUGGUUUGCUUUUUUGGUGUUGUUAUGUGUGUAAAUAUGAGGUAUAUUUACAGUUUUAGUCAACAUGAAAUUAAAACUGACCCUAUGUACUGUAUAUACAAUGGCAGUGUUUCCCAACCCUGUUCCUGGAGGCACACCAACAGUACAUAUUUUGGAUGUCUCCUUUAUCUGAUACAUUCGUUUCAGGUUUCGGAGUCUCUUCUAAUGUUUUGAUGACUUGAUUCAGAUGUGUUUGAUUGGGAAGAGGUUGCAAAUGUGGAUUGUUUGUGGUGUGCCUUCAGGAACAGGGUUGGGAAAAGUCGCGGUCACACUGCACUUUUUGCCCCAUAGACUUGAAUUCAUACGCAUGCGAAUGUGACAGACCGGAAAUGCAAGCUAAUGCGACAAGUUUCGCAUGUCGCUGCAUUGCAAAAUUCAGGCUUGGUGAACUCUGACCUUCAAAAACGCAUCACAUGAUUGGCUGAGACUAAUCGAGAAUCAAAACAUGACCUCUCUGUACAAAAAUGUUAUAUAUGGAGCAAUCGCUCCCUUUUUUUAAUGUCCAGUCAUCUUGUUUAAUCUCAACUCAACUCACUUUAUUUCUAUAGCACUUUCACAAACCACAUGGAUUGUCUCAUAAAACGCUACAGGAAAAUGUAAAUAUUCGCCAACUUUGGUGUAGUAUCCGAUCACUAUUGCGGCCCGAAACCCAGCCCACAGUACAGUUACUUACAUCACAAACAUCAGCACCCUCCCCAUGGUUCUCAAACAAACCAUCCCCUCCCCCCAGUCUUCCAGAAUUUCAGAGACAAAUGUUGGCAGGUAUGAGUGUGAGAUAUAUAAACUCAUGGUCGGUUUUCUGAGAAAAGAAAAGUCAAGUGCAAGAUACUGUAUAAAUAUAUUUUGCUUCAGAACGCAGCAGCAUGAGUGGUCUUUAAUAAACCUAAAAGAGCACAU
Messenger RNA from Danio rerio (zebrafish), 3581 nucleotides. The record is from RefSeq and is a predicted model, not a curated record. Lineage: Eukaryota; Metazoa; Chordata; Actinopteri; Cypriniformes; Danionidae.